This is a messenger RNA of Vigna umbellata (rice bean), 1108 nucleotides long. RefSeq names its product nudix hydrolase 23, chloroplastic-like. NCBI's taxonomy places the organism in Eukaryota, Viridiplantae, Streptophyta, Magnoliopsida, Fabales, Fabaceae. The record is from RefSeq and is a predicted model, not a curated record. Gene Ontology annotation, molecular function: hydrolase activity.
UAAACGGUGAAAGAUGGAACUCCAUGACCCUACAGUUAUGCCACAACCCUAGAGGAUAGCCUUCCUUUUCUGUUUCUCUGUAAAUCAGUGUCCUUGUUCCUCGAUUCACAACGUGAUUGUUUCUUCUUCCUCUGCUCUUGUUUCUUGCCUUGCGAAACCUCGUAAAAUCAAGGGUUCUUUUGAGUUCAAUCUCCUUAUGGAUUCUUCUUCUGACCACUCUCCUUCGUUAUCUCUUCAUUCUACUGGAGAUGUUCAAAACGUUGAGUUCUGUCAGUGGUGUGGUGGUCCAACGAAGCCUGGAAUACCUGAAGGAGAAGAAAGAUUCAGAGCUAUAUGUACCAGCUGUGGGAAGAUUGCAUAUCAGAAUCCAAAAAUGGUAGUCGGUUGCCUCAUUGAACACGAUAACAAGGUCCUCCUUUGCAAGAGGAAGAUUGAACCAUCUUAUGGCCUAUGGACACUUCCUGCUGGUUAUCUAGAAAUGGGAGAGUCAGCUAGGGAAGGUGCCAUCAGGGAAACGAGGGAAGAAGCCAAUGCUGAGGUAGAAGUGAUUUCCCCCUUUGCUCAAUUAGACAUUCCUUUAAUUGGCCAGACUUAUAUAAUCUUCUUAGCAAGGUUGAAGAAUCCCCAUUUUUCACCUGGUCCAGAAUCAUCAGAAUGCCAGCUUUUCCCUCUCGAUGAAAUACCUUUCAACUCUCUAUCCUUUUCAUCAAUGGUGGUCACUUUAAGUUUGUAUGUUGAAGAUAAGAAGGCAGGAGGAAAGCCUAAAUUCCAUUAUGGUACUAUUAACAAAAGGCCUGGUACCAGUGCUUCUGACAUUCAUGCCUAUACACUGGACCAUCAUAUGCAGUCAUGAUCAAUUAGGAGCUGGUACAUAUCUACCAUUAGAUUCAAAUAUAUGAAGAUUGUACCCGGUAGAUUCAGAGAUUCAGGAACUCCUUUCAUUAUAAGAUUCUGCAAUCCAGAUUUUUAAAUCAGCAGUAGUGGCAUAGCAUUUAAUAUGAAAAAUUCAAAUUCAUGAAACUGUUGCAAGAUUGAUGAUUACCAGCAAAUCCCUGCUAUUAUGUUCAAAUUCUUGUCAAUUCUCAAAAAAGAAUAAUUUGUUUUCAUC